Messenger RNA from Lodderomyces orthopsilosis Co 90-125, 654 nucleotides. Its product is annotated as CFEM domain-containing protein. Bases 1 to 654 code for a protein of 217 amino acids. The record is from RefSeq and is a predicted model, not a curated record. The transcript has a single exon. NCBI's taxonomy places the organism in Eukaryota, Fungi, Ascomycota, Pichiomycetes, Serinales, Debaryomycetaceae.
AUGUUUGUUGUAUAUUUUUUACUAGUUGUAACACUUUUAUCCACCGUCUGUGCUGACAAUUAUGCUACUUAUCCACAAGUACCCAAAACGGCAUCUUACAAUGGGUUUGCUGAUCCAAUCAUUGAUGUACUACCCGACUGUGCUAAAGACUGUGUCAAAUACAGUACUAAAAACACCCCCUGUCCAUACUGGGAUACUGGAUGUCUAUGUGUUAUGCCACAAUGGUCCGGGUUAGUAGGACAAUGUAUCGCAGAAAACUGCACCGGUUCAGAUGUUCAAAGUGCAAGAUUUUUGGCUACUUCAUUGUGUUCAACUGUUGGUGCUAAUACUUGGAUGAUGCCUGCUUCUAUUUCAACAAUGUUGUCAACUGCCGCAGAGGGAGCAAAAGAGGUGACUACUAUUUCAGGAGAGACUGCUAAGUCCUGGGUUGUUGCAUCUGGAAGUUCUGAUACUAAUAUUAUCACCGAGACAAGCGGGGCCAUUGAAUCCAAUUCCAAACCUCGGGGGAAUAAUACCAAUAACAGCUCUUCCGCUACAAGCUUAUCAGAUUAUGCCGCUACUACUUCUACUGGCUCUACUUCAAACAUUGCAAUUUUACAUGCUAGUGGUUUGGGAGGCGCCAUCGUUGGUCUUUUAGUUAGUUUCCUUGUAUAG